CACCCCGAUUCCCGACCUCCUUUAACACGACCACGCGCAGCUGACGCUUUGAACGAUAAUCUUUCCGCCUAGAGCCUUGACACCCAAGGUUUUACGAUACUUAACACCUUUGCCUGUCCCCAUCUCCCACGCUCACCAUCCACCGUUCUUUGUGCGAGCUUCUCGACCUUCCCCGCCACCAUGAAGGUUCUCUAUAUGGGCGUUCUCCGGAACGAUACUCAGCCUGCGCUCCAGCUAUGCGGAGAGAAGGACCUUACCAGCUUCUCUCGAUUCACUCGUCAAAACUAUGAGGAGUUCAUGAUGCUUUUCACCAAGACGGUCGCAGAGCGAACGAAGCCCGGGCAGCGCCAGGACAUUGAGGAGAAGUCAUACACCUUCCACGCCUACGGUCGCACCGAAGGUGUCGCCGGUGUUAUCGUCACCGAUGGCGAGUACCCCGCGCUCGUUGCGCACCAGCUUCUGUCCAAGAUUGUCGACGAGUUCCUCGCCAAGCACCCUCGCACAUCCUUCUCCGACCCCUCCCUCCGCGAGAACGCAUGCCCGCUGCCACAGCUGAAGGAGUAUAUUGUCAAAUACCAGGACCCCAGUCAGGCCGACAGCAUCAUGAAGAUUCAGCAAGAGCUGGAUGAGACUAAGAUUGUGCUGCACAAGACUAUUGAGAGUGUGUUGGAGCGUGGUGAGAAGAUCGACUCGUUGGUCGCCAAAAGUGAUGGUCUGUCCGCCCAGAGUAAGAUGUUCUAUACCCAGGCCAAGAAGCAGAACUCUUGCUGCGUUGUUAUGUAGAUUGUCAUACGCUGGAGUUCGAUGCGAUAGCGAUUGUGUUUUUCUCUUGGGUUCGAAUUUAUUCAUGUAAUCAAACCUCGAAGCUAUGCAUUUGAUGAUUUUGUGUAAUUCUUUGGAUCAGCUGCUGCCUAUGCGCUCCUUGUCUUUCUUCUUCUUCAUUCUCUUGCCC
Penicillium subrubescens is the source of this 952-nucleotide messenger RNA. Its product is annotated as palmitoyltransferase YKT6. Gene Ontology annotation, cellular component: Golgi apparatus; membrane. The coding region runs from base 181 to 783 and encodes 200 amino acids. Gene Ontology annotation, biological process: endoplasmic reticulum to Golgi vesicle-mediated transport. The record is from RefSeq and is a predicted model, not a curated record. Lineage: Eukaryota; Fungi; Ascomycota; Eurotiomycetes; Eurotiales; Aspergillaceae. Gene Ontology annotation, molecular function: SNAP receptor activity. The transcript is spliced from 6 exons.